Molecule: messenger RNA, 1764 nt
Organism: Podospora anserina S mat+
Lineage: Eukaryota; Fungi; Ascomycota; Sordariomycetes; Sordariales; Podosporaceae
Exons: 1
Coding region: 1-1764 (587 amino acids)
Biological process (GO): GPI anchor biosynthetic process
Cellular component (GO): endoplasmic reticulum
Source: RefSeq, a predicted model, not a curated record
AUGACGCGAUUCUGCUGCUUUCCAAAGCCGACGGCGAUUCUUCGCCAUGUCUUGCGCGUCCUCAUUCCCGUCUCCAUCGCCCUGACGAUUUAUCUCUACCUGUACCCAGUUUUUGGCACCUGCGCAUUUCCGCUGCCGCCCUCUUCGUCGUCGGAAACACGGUCGCCUUUCCUCGAAACGGCCAAAUCCCACUGGGUCCCCGCCUUUCUCGCCAAUGCGACGGCGACAGCGACAGCGACAGCGAUCAACUCGAGCAUCGAGGAACCUCCCGCCCCGGCGCUCCCCUCGAAAAAAGCCCCUUUCCGUCUUCUGACCCUCGGCGAUCCGCAGUUGGAGGGUUCUACCUCGAUUCCUAUCGAAUACCUCGGCGUUUUCCCCCAUGCGAAAUCUCUCGUUCGCAACUUUAAGCUGUCGCGACUCGGCAUCAAGCAAGCCCUCCACGAUGUUGUCGAUAUUCUGCUAGAGGACACCUUCAACUUUUUCGAGUCGGUCCGCAAGAUCAUCGACCUGUUCGGCAACGAUUUUUACCUUGCCCACAUCUAUCGGUCUGUCCACUGGUGGACUCGCCCCACACACGUAACGGUAUUGGGCGAUCUUGUCGGUAGCCAGUGGCUCAACGAGGCCGAGUUCACCAAGCGCGCGAACCGAUACUGGAACCGUGUCUUUCGCGGCGCAGAAAAGGUGCCCAAUUCUCUGCAGGCGUAUCCGGCCGAGGAGUACGAUCUGUCCGGGUACCUCUCCCGCUUUGACAAUGACACAACCUGGGCCAGGCGCAUCAUCAACGUGGCGGGCAACCACGACAUUGGCUAUGCGGGAGACAUCACCACGAAUCUGACGGCGCGCUUCGAGAAGGCGUUUGGAAAGAUCAACUACGAGCUGCGGUUUGAGCUGCCCCUGCCCGAAGGUUUCGACAGCAAGACUCUAUAUGAUCCCGACACCAACACCGAGUCCACCAGGCUGAUCCCCGAGCUGAGAUUGGUGGUGCUCAACGACAUGAACCUCGACACCCCGGCGCUCUCGACCCAACUGCAAGACGAUACUUAUACCUUUAUCAACAAUGUCAUCAACACCGCGGCCGCAGUCGAGUUUGAGGGGCACUAUACCGUGAUUUUGACCCACAUCCCGCUGUACAAACCAACCGGUGUCUGCGUCGACCAGCCCUUUUUCGAAUUCCACUCGCACGACGGGACUCUGAAGGAGCAAAACCAGCUCAGUGUUGCCGCGUCAACAGGCUUUCUGGAAGGAAUCUUGGGUAUGUCGGCUUCUUCCAGUGCCCCGGGCGGCGGCAAGGGGAGAAGAGGCAUUAUUCUCAACGGCCACGACCAUGCUGGAUGUGACACGUAUCAUUAUGUGAACCAGACGGCCGAGGGUGGAGAGGUGGAGUGGCAGGUGAAACGGUGGAGGCAAGCGGUAAGGGAAAAGACGGUGGGCAAAGAAGCGGAGGGUGUCCCGGGCGUCAGAGAGAUCACCGUCAGGAGCAUGAUGGGAGACUUUGGCGGAAACGCAGGCUUGUUGAGCAUCUGGUUCGACGAGGAGAGCUGGCAGUGGAAGGCCGACUACGACACCUGCCCGCUGGGGACGCAGCACCUGUGGUGGCUGGUGCACAUUCUGGAUCUCAUCGCUGUUGUUGGGCUGGUGGUAUACAUUGCCUGCGGAGUUCUCAAAGUGGUGGGGUUGGAUGUUGAUGGUCUGUUCUGGGGAUCAAGCAAAGCAUCAGCCAAGAUGCCGGCGGCAACUACACAAACCGAAAAGGCCCGAGCAUAG